Molecule: messenger RNA, 930 nt
Organism: Hyaloscypha bicolor E
Lineage: Eukaryota; Fungi; Ascomycota; Leotiomycetes; Helotiales; Hyaloscyphaceae
Product: DnaJ-domain-containing protein
Exons: 2
Coding region: 1-930 (309 amino acids)
Source: RefSeq, a predicted model, not a curated record
AUGAACCCAUUCGAUCUACCGGAACCUAAAAUUUCAGAUUAUUAUACAGACCUUGGAUUGACACAACAAGCAAGCUUUCGGGAUAUCAAACUAGCAUUUAUUAAAUUGGCCAAAAAGCAUCAUCCUGAUAAAAAGGCGCCGGGAAAGUCUAUUGACGCUCAAGAUUUCCGCAAGGCUAGUCUUCAAAACCUAACUAACCUUCCGUCUUCGACUCAGAUUCGGGAAGCGUUCGAAUGUCUCUCCGAUGAGGCAAAGCGUGCGGCAUACGAUGCACUUUAUUUCGACCUCCAAGACCAGUGGACGAGUUUCCGGGAAUGGCAAGAAACUCAGCGCAAGGAUAAAGAGCAGAAACGAGCCGACGAGGAGCAGCGUGCUGCCAGAGAAAGAGCCGAACGAGAGAAGAAGGUAGCAGAAGCUGAGAAAGCAAGGAGAAUGGAAGUGGAUAAACGAGCCGCCAGAGAGAAAGCGGAGCGUGAGAGGAUUAAGGCGGAGAGAGCGAGGCAGGCUGAAGAGCGUUCUCAGGAAGCUGCACGAAGAGCGCAAGAACAGCAAGAGCAGGCGGCGAAAGAGAGGCUACGCAAAGAGAAAGAAAGGGAAGCAGAAGAGAGGUUGGAAGCAGUGGCAAGGAAAAUUAGGAUCGAGCAGGAAAGAGCGGCGCAGGAACGACUAAAGAUCAUUUUGAUCGAGGAGCGACAGGACGCAAUUCGUCGCAACUGGGCAAAGAUGCGAGAAGUGGCAGAGCGUCGAGAAAGCGAGCCUGCGCCUUUAGGGUCUUCUGAGUGCGCCCAUCCACAUUUCGGCUGGCCGAGGAAGAAUGGCAGGGCAAGCUGCGUGUUCUGCGGGGAGGCCCGCCGAAAAUGGUCAUUUCACUGCCCAGAGUGCAAUGUAUCAGCUUGUCCGGGUUGUAAAUAUAAAUAUUGCGUAUAUUAA